Anguilla anguilla (European eel) is the source of this 1506-nucleotide messenger RNA. It is a transcript of the gene ak1, whose product is annotated as adenylate kinase 1. Lineage: Eukaryota; Metazoa; Chordata; Actinopteri; Anguilliformes; Anguillidae. The record is from RefSeq and is a predicted model, not a curated record. Gene Ontology annotation, biological process: ATP metabolic process; nucleoside triphosphate biosynthetic process. Gene Ontology annotation, molecular function: nucleoside diphosphate kinase activity; ATP binding; AMP kinase activity. The transcript is spliced from 7 exons. The coding region runs from base 183 to 767 and encodes 194 amino acids. Gene Ontology annotation, cellular component: cytosol; cytoplasm.
ACAAUGCACCGCAGCCAGAGCUGCCUAACGCUCUAUAUAAAGGCUGGGGGGGUGAGAGAGGGAGGGGUGCCGUGAAGAAGGGACACACAGCCGACAGAAGGGAGCCAGGACAGCAGCCUCAACGCACAGCGCCGUCACAGAGAGAGCAGUUGGAAGUAUACCUUCAAACCUAACAGAUCAUCAUGUCAGAUAAACUGAAGAACGCCAAGAUCAUCUUUGUUGUGGGUGGUCCUGGCUCAGGGAAGGGCACCCAGUGUGAGAAGGUGGUGGCCAAGUAUGGCUACACCCACCUGUCCUCAGGUGACCUGCUCCGCGCGGAGGUGGCCUCUGGAUCUGAGAGGGGCAAACAGCUGUCCGCCAUCAUGCAGAAGGGAGAGCUGGUCCCCCUGGACACGGUGCUGGACAUGAUUAAGGAAGCCAUGAUCGCCAAGGCCGACGUGUCCAAGGGCUACCUGAUCGAUGGCUACCCCCGCGAGGUCAAGCAGGGCGAGGAGUUCGAGAAGAAGAUCGGGGCGCCCUCCCUGCUCCUGUACAUCGACGCCAAGUCGGAGACCAUGGUGAAGAGGCUGAUGAAGAGGGGCGAGACCAGCGGCCGGGCCGACGACAACGAGGAGACCAUCAAGAAGCGCCUGGACCUGUACUACAAGGCCACGGAGCCCGUCAUCGCCUUCUACCAGGGCCGCGGCAUCGUCAGGAAGAUUGACUCCGAGGGCUCUGUGGACGACGUGUUCAGCAACGUAGCCAAAGCCAUCGACAGCUUGAAGUAAAGCCGCCCCUGCGCGAGGAACUCUGUUUUUUUAUUUUUUAAAUUUUCCCGCCUCAACGAUACGAACUGCUGACCGACGGCCGGGGGCCGACGCCGGGCCUCGGAGGCUCAUCUCUGCCUUAAUUCGAGCGUCGCUUCGACGCCGGAGCGCCGUUAUCCUGACUCCCCGCCCCGGCCCCGCCCCGGCCCCGCCCCGUCCCCCCGCUCCGCCGCCGAGGACCGACACCUGCGCACCCGUCAUCUGUCCGCCGUCGCCCGUUCCCCCUGUUCUCUCCUCUCUUUUCAUAAAAGCUCUCUCACUCCAUCCCUGUUCUGUGUCUGCCAUUAAAAUGCCACCUUCACAUCUCUGACCGAACACCCUGACUCCCUGGGCCUGUCUUUGAUGGAUCUGUGUCUGGAAAUGUACAGGAGAACCCCACAUUAACUUACAGGUGAACCCCACAGUAACAUACAGGAGAACCCCACAUUAACUUACAGGUGAACCCCACAGUAACAUACAGGAGAACCCCACAUUAACUUACAGGUGAACCCCACAGUAACAUACAGGUGAACCCCACAUUAACUUACAGGUGAACCCCACAGUAACAUACAGGUGAACCCCACAUUAACUUACAGGUGAACCCCACAGUAACAUACAGGAGAACCCCACAUUAACUUACAGGUGAACCCCACAGUAACAUACAGGUGAACCCCACAUUAACUUACAGGUGAACCCCACAGUAACAUACAGGAGAACCGCA